Molecule: messenger RNA, 1844 nt
Organism: Zingiber officinale
Lineage: Eukaryota; Viridiplantae; Streptophyta; Magnoliopsida; Zingiberales; Zingiberaceae
Product: receptor-like protein EIX2
Exons: 1
Coding region: 599-1732 (377 amino acids)
Molecular function (GO): protein binding
Source: RefSeq, a predicted model, not a curated record
UACCGGGGGAGAUCGGGAAGCUCCUCGAUCUCGCUCAGCUAGACCUCUCUGCUAAUUCCCUCCGAGGUAACAUCUCUGAGUUCCACAUCUCCAACCUGACCAGGUUACAGUGCCUGUUCUUGUUCGAUAACCCCCUCUAACCGUGUCGAUAGACUACGACUGGAUCCCUCCUUUUCAACUUCAUGUCGUUGACUUUAGUUCAUGUGUGUCGGGUGGUAGAUUUCCCGGCUGGCUCCGUUGGCAACAUUCCAUCAAGAGUAUCAAUCUGUACAAUACAGGCAUCGAGGACACCCUGCCCGAAUGGUUUUGGAACUCUUCUUCUUCCACUAUUUUAGCCGUUGACUUCUCCCGCAACAAAAUUUGUGGUGCUCUACCGACUUCCUUGGAGAGUUUGACCCAACUAUAUUACCUAAAUCUCGCUUCGAAUCUACUCGAAGGUCCAAUUCCUCAUUUUCCACCGAGCCUCUCUUUGUUAGACUUAUCUUUUAAUUUUUUUUCAGGGCCACUGCCAUCUACCUUAUUCACACCGCAUUUAUCUUACUUGAUCCUCUCGCAUAACCAUAUUAAUGGAAGAAUUCCCUCUGAUGUGUGCGAUUGUAUGCGGCUCGAGCGCUUCAACUUAUCGAACAACCAAAUAUUCGGAGAAAUUCCUGGAUGUUGGCCGGAGGGCUCACUCCUCAGCUUCGUGCAUUUGGGAAACAAUAUGCUCUCUGGUGAAAUUCCUAGCUCGGUUGGCAAUUUGACUCGACUCGAGUUCUUGCACUUGAAUGAUAAUAAUCUAAGUGGGCGUCUUCCAUUCUCAUUGCAAAAGUGCAGUCAGUUAUUAGUUGUGGAUCUCGGCGAUAACAAAUUCUCUGGAAAUGUUCCUGUGUGGAUCGGGCAAAGUUGGCUGCAAUUGCGUGCUCUUCGAUUGCGCUCAAAUAUGUUUGAUGGUGAUAUUGCUCCACAACUCGGGCAACUAAGGGAUCUUCAAAUUGUUGACCUCUCAAACAAUACAUUGUCGGGGCCGAUACCGGAUUCUUUUGGCAAUUUCAGUGCAUUGAUUUCGACAUCGGCAAGACCACUCCCUCCAUUUUUCACAAUGUUUGUCGGAAGCGGAGAUUAUGAGGGAAUUGAAAGUAUGGCUUUGGUUACGAAAGGAGAUCAACUUAUGUUUUCUACUAUUCUUUAUCUUGUGAAGACUAUAGAUCUUUCGAGCAAUAAUUUAUCGGGUGAGAUCCCUAAAGAAUUAGGAUAUCUUGCUGGGCUUCAUACUUUAAAUUUAUCGAGAAACUACUUUAGAGGCGAGAUUCCAGAUGACAUUGGAAGGAUGGGUUCAUUGGAGACUCUAGAUUUGUCACUUAAUUGCCUUUCUGGGCGUAUUCCUCAAGCUAUGUCGGAAUUGAAUUAUCUAAACCACUUGAACUUGUCAUAUAACAACUUGUCAGGGGAAAUUCCCUUCGGAAAUCAACUUCAAACAUUAGACGAUGCAUCCAUUUAUAUCAGCAAUCCUUAUCUUUGUGGAGUCUUAAUAAACAAGAGUUGCUUCAACGGGAACAAUAUCAAUGCGUCAAGUGAAGAAUAUGGAAUGGCCUCUCAAAUGUUAUCGAUCUACCUAAGCCAUGCACUUGGGUUUUUGAUUGGAUUGUGGAGUGUGUUUGUCCUUUUGCUAUUCCAGAAAGAUUGGAGAAACUCUUACUUUAAAAUGAUCGAUAAAGUUUAUGAGGCGACCAAGAUAAAAAUGAGGAAUUAGAUGUUCUAAAAAAGUCGAUAAUCAAUGUAGUAAUAGGAAGAAGUUUUUUUUUUUUUACUUUAGAAUUGUGAACUUACAUUGCAAGACAUGUACUAUGUCGAGCCAUCUGCUC